GACUCAGGUUGUCGGACCUGAGACUUCAUACGAACUAUAAACAUCAGGCAGCACCGCUACUAGUAGAUGUGUUGACCAACCGGCGGUGUCCAAUUUCGAAAGCUCCACUCAGCACGUGGUCUUACCGUGACAUUGCAUCAGCGCAAAUGACAUAGCUUGUUCGCGGCGUAGUGCUAGUACUGCUUGUAGGCUUUUGGAGCUGGCAACUCCUUUAUCAUGAUGCUGCGCUCAGUUUUACGCUCUUCCAAACACCACAAUGACUGUCUCAGACAAAGUCUACUCACUAACUCACUCUCAGAAGACGCUUACUGCAGCGCUCGCAGCUUCCCCGGCAUCAUCACCUGGACAACUCGUGAAAACACUCUAUGCAGAGCACCACAAGAAGCCCGUAUCCUCCACAGGUUAUUUGGAGCUAUUCAUGGGUGUGCUGCACCGCGGGUCUGCGAAUGAGACACGGCAGAUUCCACUUGAACCUACACAAGCGGAUCUCGACCGCGCAGCCGAGUGCGGGAAUUUUGGCAGUAGGCCAAGUGAUCUAUUCUUAAAGAUCUACUGUGACGUGCUUGCUGCGCUCGAUACAAAUCCUUGGGCUGGUGUGGUUUCGCCCCCCUUGUUGGGUUCUAGAGGCGUCGUGAACCUGAGCAUCAUUUCUGUCAUUCCGGAUAUUAUUCAGCAUCACUAUGACUGUAUCGUCCGUGCUGAGUCAGAAGUAUUUUUAGCAACGAACUUUUGGCAAGCAUCCAAGUCCGCUAGCAAAAUAUGCGAUGCCUUUCUCGAACUCUCGCGCAGAGCGAUGAAAAGGGGUAAGAAGGUUGUGGUGAAGAUGAUGUACGACCGUGCAAAUCUCAAGAUGCUCACGGAAAGCCACCUUCUUGUCGACGACGCAGAAAUGACCAGUGAUGAAGUAAAGCUCCCCAAGAGGAGCGACAUGCCGGGAAUCGACUUCGAAUUAGUGAAUUUUCAUCAACCUGUUUUUGGUACAUUCCAUUGCAAGUUCAUGAUCGUAGAUCGCAAAAUGGCGCUCCUGAACUCGAAUAAUAUUCAAGACCGUCCUAACGUGGAGAUGAUGAUCCACUUGGAGGGCCCGAUUGUUGACAGUUUGUAUGAUACUGCUCUGAUCAGUUGGUUCAGGCCCAUGCGCCCACCCCUUCCGUUGCUCAAUACGCGGUACCGGCCGCCUGAGGGAGGCUAUAAGUUCGGAAUGGAUAAUGAAUACGCCACGACCUCCAUUCUGGAUGGCAGAGAUGGGGCGGAACUUUUCAGGACACUGCAGCAGGAGGCCGGCGGCACACACGACGGAGACUUUGAUAGAGAAGGAAAGGAAGAUCCUGCCUCUUCUGGGUCUCUAGAUGCACAAGUUCCAUUCAUUUCCGGGACUUAUAAGACAAUUACAGAGCACCUCAAUGCCGGAGAUCAACCAGAUACGCAUGCUACUAUACAGUACGAGCCGCCAUCAUCAUCUAGAGAUGACUAUACCCCACAUAUUCUCCACGCACGUCAUGGAGAAUGUCCCAUGGUAUUGGUAAACCGUGCGCCGAACGGGAAUCCUGGAAAUAUCGCCAGUAAUUUGCACAAUGCACAGGAUGCAGCCUGGCUUGCAGGGCUGAAAUACGCCCAAAGGAAGGUUUUCAUCCAAAGUCCGACUUUAAAUGCAGUCCCUGUGGUUGAAGGCAUCUUGAAUGCAGUCAGGCGCGGCAUCGAGUGCACAUUGUAUAUAGACGUGGGUUUUAAUGAUGGUGGGGAAGCACUUCCUGGGCAGGGGGGCACGAAUGAGGAAGUAUCCAAAACGAUGUUCGCACAGUUAAUUGACGAGGAGCAAGAGAAACUCAAACUCUAUUGGUAUACAGGCAUGUGCUUCUCCCGCAAGGAUCAAAUCAAGCCCAUUAAUGCGUCCGCGCAGAAACGGAACUGUCAUGUUCGUCUUAUUAUUAUUGACGACACUAGCAGAAUCCUUAUCGAAUUUCAGGUGAAACUAAUGAUCAUUGACGAUUCUGUUGGAAUCGUAGGCAACGGUAACCAAGACACGCAGUCUUGGUAUCAUAGUCAAGAGGUGAACGUUAUGGUCGACAGCCCCACGGUAUGUCGGGAAUGGUUUGAUGGCAUACGGAGAAAUCAGAACACGCAUUUACAUGAGGUGGCGAAAGAUGGCAUAUACCGUGAUAUGAACGGAAACCCACUUACGGACUCUACUGGUGUUGGGUCAGGAUUUCGAGGAUGGUCAAAGGGAUCCAGGGGAGUAUCGCGCGGGCUCGUGGCAAGGGUGGGUUUUAAGUACAUCUUGGAUAUGAACAGCAAAGUGUACGACUCGUACACUGGUACAAGCGAUCCUCCAUACUAAGAUAUAUCUGUACGCUACCUAGUGUCGAGUCAAUCGAAAGCAUGCAUGAGUUGCGAACAGUCUUUAAAAGCGUUAUAAAGACCCAGGGCUCUUCUGGAAUCUGCUAUUAGUAGUAUGAAAACAUGCAAGGUCACUCAAGGCAAUAUAUAGAUUAAUUGACAAUAAAAUUCUCGAGGGCAGACGGACGGAAGAGCUCACAGGCG
Suillus bovinus is the source of this 2541-nucleotide messenger RNA. RefSeq lists its product as uncharacterized. Gene Ontology annotation, molecular function: catalytic activity. The record is from RefSeq and is a predicted model, not a curated record. NCBI's taxonomy places the organism in Eukaryota, Fungi, Basidiomycota, Agaricomycetes, Boletales, Suillaceae. The coding region runs from base 257 to 2338 and encodes 693 amino acids. The transcript has 7 exons.